This is a messenger RNA of Apis dorsata (giant honeybee), 1194 nucleotides long. It is a transcript of the gene vnc, whose product is annotated as N-alpha-acetyltransferase 11. The record is from RefSeq and is a predicted model, not a curated record. The transcript has a single exon. NCBI's taxonomy places the organism in Eukaryota, Metazoa, Arthropoda, Insecta, Hymenoptera, Apidae. Gene Ontology annotation, molecular function: protein N-terminal-serine acetyltransferase activity; protein-N-terminal-glutamate acetyltransferase activity. Gene Ontology annotation, cellular component: NatA complex. The coding region runs from base 193 to 744 and encodes 183 amino acids. Gene Ontology annotation, biological process: N-terminal peptidyl-glutamic acid acetylation.
CUUCACCUGUAAAUGACUUAAAGAAUGGUAGAUCUCGUAUGAAAAAAAUUCGCAAAGAUUAAAGAUUAAAAUCACAUUUAUAAAUUUGAAACAAAAGUGAUUAGUAAUAAGAGAAAAUAUAUCAAAAAAAGAGAAUUGACCAAAGCAAAAUUGUCUUUCAUUUAUAUAUCUAUAACAUUAUAAAUAAUCAAAAUGUCUAUAAAUAUACGCUGUGCUACAACAGAUGAUUUGUUGAAUAUACAGCAUUGUAAUUUGCAAUGUCUACCAGAAAAUUAUCAAAUGAAAUAUUAUUUGUAUCAUGCUCUUUCUUGGCCACAAUUAAGUUACGUAGCAGAGGAUGAAAAAGGCAGAAUAGUGGGCUAUGUUCUUGCUAAAAUGGAAGAAGAUUGUGAGGAUAAUCCACAUGGACACAUCACAAGUUUGGCAGUAAAAAGAUCUCAUAGAAGGCUUGGUAUUGCUCAGAAACUUAUGAAUCAGGCUUCUAGAGCAAUGGUUGAAUGUUUUGGAGCAAAAUAUGUUUCUUUACAUGUUCGUAGAAGUAAUCGGGCAGCUUUGAAUUUAUAUACAAGCAGUUUGCAAUUUGAAGUAUCAGAAGUCGAACCAAAAUAUUAUGCAGAUGGAGAAGAUGCUUAUGCAAUGAAACGCGAUCUUAGCAGCUUUUACAUGGAAAAAAAUGCAAAAGAAAAAACAAACAAAGAUGGUAAUACACACAUACAUACUGGCAGAUGCUGUGAUCGUUCAUAGUCAGAUUGGGAUGUUCAUCUAUAAUUAUUAGGUUGUUGAUGAUUUUUUGCAUCAUUAAUUCCAUACUGAAUUUAAUCAUACAAUAUGUAUUUUUCAUAAAUGAAUUUUCACGAAAAAUAUGAAAUAUUGAUAAGUCAAGCAUCAUGGCUUGAAUGUUUAAUAUACAUAUUAUCACUAUUAAAAUUUUGCAAACACUUAGGAUAUUUGUGUUCAUUCAAGCCUUACCUAAGACAUAUGAAAUGUUUUAUAUGUUAUUACAAGAAGAAGGUGUACUUGUUAAUAAUUAUACAGGGAAUAGGAGAGAGACUUCUAAAUAAUGUAUGUACUUCAAUGCAAAUUGAGUUAAAAAGUUUCUAAUAAAUGUAACAUUGCGUGUAGUUAAUUGAUAUACUAUGUUAUUUAAGACCUAUGAAUCUUAAUAUAAUAAUAAAGAUGAUGAGCAGAGAUGAU